ACCUUAGGGUACAUGUUCACCUUUUGAAGGGCCUAGGAUAGAUUUGAUAAUCAGCCUGGGGUACCCUGUUCCUGCUGACACUGCCGUUUUCACUUACCUGCCUUCCCACGCUUCCAAAACCAUUAGCAGGGAGCUCUCGAAGGUUUGGUUUCUUCGAGUCUCUUUUGAGCUAGACGUGAGGUUGACCCCCGGGUUGGAGCAUGGCUGCAUCCCUGGACCCUCAGAUCGACGCUCCCCUCGAGGUUGAGGGAUGCCUAAUAAUGAAGGUGGAAAAGGAGCCCGAGUGGGCAUCGCAGCCCAUUCUGGAAGGAUCGGACAGCUCUGAGUCCGAGACUUUUCGCAAGCGUUUCAGGCAAUUCUGUUAUGAGGAUGUGACCGGACCCCAUGAAGCUUUCAGUAAACUCUGGGAACUUUGCUGCCGGUGGCUGAAGCCAGAAACGCGUUCCAAGGAACAGAUCCUGGAGCUGCUGGUGAUUGAGCAGUUUCUCACCAUUUUACCCGAGAAGAUUCAGGCGUGGGCACAGAAGCAGUGUCCGGAAAGUGGAGAGGAGGCGGUGGCCCUGGUAAUACACUUGGAGAAAGAGACUGGAAGACUAAGACAGCAGGUUAGCAGUCCUGUGUACUCAGAGAAGCAAGCCCCACUUGGAGCAGCAUGGGAGGUGGCAGACUUUCAGCCACAGCAGGUGGAGACCCAACCCAGAGUGAUGUCUCUGGAGGGAGCUGAAAGCCUCCACUCAGGACACCAGGAGCAGCUGAACCAAAAGAGAGAGCUUCAGCCCUUACCCAAGAAUGCUCGGCCUUCUCCCUGGGUUCCUGCUCCUGCUGAUGAAUGGAACACCAUAGAACAGGAAGUAACAGCCACACGACUUCCUGUUGGCUCCCAGGGACCAGUGAAAGAUGUCCACAUGGCAAGAGGUUUUUCCUACAAAAAGAGCGUGCGUCAGAUUCCUGCUCACAGAGACCUCUACCGGGAUAUUAGAAAGGAGAGUGUUGGGAACAUGGUCUCCCUGGGAGACACAGUGUCUACAGCUAACAAGAUGGCACAGUUGGAGCAAAGAAAGGAGCCAUGGACAAUAGGUCUACAAUCCCCCAAUAAGAGGAAUGUCCUACGAAACAACUAUAUCAAGGAAAAGUCAGUUCAUGCUGUUCAGACCCCUGCAAGGAAUGCAGGGAAAACACGGAGAGAGCAGCAGCAGUGGGGUUUGGAAGAUGAAAAAAUAGCAGGCGUGCAUUGGAGUUACGAGGAAACUAAGACUUUUCUUGCAAUUCUCAAAGAGUCUCGCUUUUAUGAAACACUUCAGGCCUGUCCCCGAAACAGCCAAGUAUAUGGUGCUGUAGCUGAAUGGUUGCGAGAAUGCGGCUUCCUCCGAACACCAGAGCAGUGUCGGACCAAGUUCAAAAGUCUGCAGAAGAGUUAUCGAAAAGUGAGAAAUGGCCAUGUUCUAGAACCCUGUGCCUUCUUUGAGGACAUGGAUGUUUUGUUGAACCCUGCAGCUCAUACUUCAUCCACGGAUAAGCCAAAGGAGAUUCUGUCUCUCCCCAGACUAAAGAGAAUUGGUAUCAAUGCUAAAGAACAGAUCAAUUUGGUGGAGGAGGAAGAAGCUGCAGAAGAAUCUGAUGGUGAUGAAGUGGGUGUUGAGUUUAUCCAGAAGUCUGAGCUUCGUGGUGCUCCUGUCUUAUUUCAAAACCUGAGUGGUGUGCACUGGGGCUACGAGGAAACCAAGACUUUCCUUGACAUCCUCCGUGAGACUCGGUUUUAUGAAGCAUUGCAAGCCUGUCAUCGGAAGAGCAAGUUGUAUGGGGCCGUGGCUGAACAGCUGCGAGAGUGUGGCUUCCUCCGGACACCGGAACAGUGCCGGACCAAGUUCAAAAGCCUUCAGAAGAGUUACCGCAAAGUGAAAAAUGGUCACGUGCUAGAGUCCUGUGCAUUCUACAAGGAGAUGGAUGCCUUGAUAAACUCUCGGGCAUCUGCCCCUCCCACUAGCACCCCAGAGGAAGCCCCAUCACCCUCAAUUCAAGAAAGAGAGGACAUUGAGAUUGAACCCCAGGAACCUACGGGCUGGGAACCUGAGGAGGACUCACAGGAGGCAAUAGUUGAAGAUUCCAGCAGUGAAAGACUGAGUGAGGAGGAAAUUGUACAAGAGCCAGAAUUCCAGGGACCUCCAGGUUUACUGCAAAGCCCGAGUGAUUUUGAAAUUGGAAGUAGUAUCAAGGAGGAUGCAACACAGGUAAUAUAUAAGGACAUGGAGCAGCAUAGGGCAUUAAUAGAAAAGUCUAAAAGGGUUGUUUCUCAGAAUGCUGAUCCAGGUAAAUAUUGUAAAAGGGAAUGCAUCUCAGGAAGACAAUGGGAAAACCUUCAAGGAGUCAGACAGGGAAAACUGAUGUCUCAGCCUAGAGAUUUAGGGAAAGCUGUCAUGCAUCAGAGGCCUUUCAUGGGGAAAAGGCCCUACCGACUUCUCAAAUAUGGAGAAAGCUUUGGAAGGAGCGCACGCCUCAUGUGCCGGAUGACCCACCAGAAGGAAAAUCCUUAUAAGUGUAGUGUCUGUGGGAAGUGCUUUGGUAGAAGCAGGAGUCUAAUCAGACACCAAAGAAUCCACACAGGAGAAAAACCUUUUAAAUGUCUUGACUGCGGGAAAAGCUUUAACGACUCCUCAAACUUCGGUGCCCACCAGAGAAUCCACACAGGAGAGAAGCCCUACAGAUGUGGAGAGUGUGGGAAAUGCUUCAGUCAGAGCUCGAGUCUCAUUAUACAUCAGAGAACCCACACUGGAGAGAAGCCCUACCAGUGUGGAGAGUGUGGGAAAAGCUUUACCAACAGUUCUCAUUUCAGUGCCCACAGGAGAGUCCACACUGGUGAGAAUCCCUACAAAUGUGUGGAUUGUGAGAAGAGUUUCAAUAACUGUACGAGAUUUCGAGAACAUCGGCGAGUACACACUGGAGAGAAGCCCUACGGGUGCGUCCAGUGUGGCAAACGUUUCAGUAAGAGUUCUGUUCUCACUAAACAUCGGGAGGUUCACGUGAGAGAAAAGCUUCUGCCAUACCCUCCAGCGCUCUACGCCCCAGAGAACCCACACAAGGGAAAGACUGAUGAAUUCAGGCAAACUGUUUGAUGACGAUCUCUUCUCUUCCUAAAUGUCCCCUUAGCCAUUUUACCCUAAUCUCACUCUUGGAAGCAAUCUUUUCUUAGCUAUAAAGUGUAAUUCCCAAGAUAAGGUUGAGAAUAUAAAUAAAGACUUGGAUCGUGUCCUCACCUCUGCCUCUAACUUGAUCAGUCUGUUCCUCUCCUUCUAUGUGUCUCAACGUUUCCUUUAAUAAAGUGAAGAAGGUACAGCGUCUGAGUGCAGAAUGGGAUUCUCUUCAGAAUGUCGAGGCCACUGCCAUGGGAUCGCUAACCCAGCAGCAUCCAAGACCCUUCAGUGUUUGGGAGAGUUGUUAUCAAGGAGAUCUAAAAUGCUCCAAGUUUUUUUCAUUCUCCACCACAUGCAAUCCCGGAUGCAAUUUGAUCACAGAGUUUCCUGUUUGGGUAGAGAACCACAUCAGAUCCAUCUUGGUUUUGAAGAUAUUCACAAAAGGAGAUUGAAGAUUUUAUAGUUUCCGUCAGAAGUCUGUUGCAGUGUACCUUUUUUGUGUCAAGAAGUUGAUCUAAGUAGCUAAGAUAGAAUCCCUGUAUUGUCACUGAAAUAAUGCCUUGCCCUCCAUAGAGAUGAGAAGCAACUGAUCACCCAUCGUCCUUUGUAGACUAACCUUUUCUGUACCUGAAGACUGAAAGCCUCUUGGCUGCUGUUUCUCCAGCCUAUAAGUAAUCCAGUUCCUGUUACUGUUUCUCCUAAGUCCUACACUUACCUCUUAAUUGUUCUGGGUGCCCUUGUCUGACUCUUCUGAACUACCAUGCCCUCCUCAGAUUGAAUAGCGUGCAUGCUCAUGGUGUGUCUCAUUA
Messenger RNA from Kogia breviceps (pygmy sperm whale), 3937 nucleotides. It is a transcript of the gene ZKSCAN2, whose product is annotated as zinc finger with KRAB and SCAN domains 2. The record is from RefSeq and is a predicted model, not a curated record. NCBI's taxonomy places the organism in Eukaryota, Metazoa, Chordata, Mammalia, Artiodactyla, Physeteridae. Gene Ontology annotation, biological process: regulation of DNA-templated transcription. Gene Ontology annotation, cellular component: nucleus.